Messenger RNA from Arvicola amphibius (Eurasian water vole), 1689 nucleotides. RefSeq names its product NIMA related kinase 11 (gene Nek11). Gene Ontology annotation, biological process: protein phosphorylation. NCBI's taxonomy places the organism in Eukaryota, Metazoa, Chordata, Mammalia, Rodentia, Cricetidae. The record is from RefSeq and is a predicted model, not a curated record. The transcript is spliced from 14 exons. Gene Ontology annotation, molecular function: protein kinase activity; ATP binding.
AUGCUGAAAUUCCAAGAGACUAAGUGUGUGAGCGGGUGCACAGCCACUUCCAAGCAUCCAGCUACCUUGAUUGCAAGAAGAUAUGUUCUUCAGCAGAAACUUGGCAGUGGAAGCUUUGGAACUGUCUAUCUGGUGUCAGACAAGAAAGCCAAACAGGGGGAGGAGCUAAAGGUACUCAAGGAGAUCUCUGUUGGAGAAUUAAACCCGAAUGAAACUGUUCAGGCCAAUGUGGAAGCCCAGCUCCUUUCCAAGCUAAAUCAUCCAGCCAUUGUCAAGUUCCAUGCAAGCUUCAUGGAGCAGGAUAAUUUCUGCAUUAUCACAGAAUACUGUGAGGGCCGAGAUCUGGACUAUAAAAUUCAGGAACAUAAAGAAGCUGGGAAAAUCUUUCCUGAAAAUCAGAUUGUGGAAUGGUUUAUCCAGUUGUUGCUUGGAGUUGAUUACAUGCACGAGAGGAGGAUACUCCAUCGAGACUUGAAAUCAAAGAAUGUAUUUCUGAAAAAUAAUCAGCUUAAAAUCGGGGAUUUUGGAGUUUCUCGACUGCUAAUGGGAUCGUGUGAGCUGGCUACAACUUUAACCGGGACUCCCCAUUAUAUGAGUCCUGAGGCCCUGAAGCAUCAAGGCUAUGAUGCCAAGUCUGACAUCUGGUCACUGGCAUGCAUUUUAUAUGAGAUGUGUUGCAUGGAUCACGCGUUUGCUGGUUCCAGUUUUUUGUCUGUGGUUUUAAAGAUUGUUGAAGGCGACACACCUUCACUCCCCGAGAGAUUCUCACAAGAACUAAAUACCAUCAUGGAACGCAUGUUGAACAAGAGUCCUUCCUUGAGACCAUCUGCUAUAGAAGUUUUAAAAGUCCCUUACAUCGAAGAGCACCUUCAGCACCUGACGAGUAAAUAUUCAGACGCGACGCUAGAAGGCAAGAACUCGGUUUGUCAGAAGGAUGCUGUUCAUAUAAUUAGUGCCAUGCAGAAAAAGAUUCACCUGCAGACUCUGCAAGCCCUGUCUGAAGUGCAGAAAAUGACCCCAAGGGAAAGGAUGCGGCUGAGGAAGCUGCAGGCCGCUGAUGAGAAAGCCAGGAAGCUGAAAAAGAUUGUGGAAGAAAAAUAUAAAGAAAAUAGCAAGCGGGUGCAAGACUCAAGAUUCCAGGAGUUUGAACCUCUAGGAGUUGGUGUGCCCCAUGAAUUAGAUGAACGGACUUCGGAGAACCUGCCUGACCCUCAGUCCCUUCCUUCCCUGGACCUCGACGAUGUUGAGUCAAGUUUAGACGACACCAUAGUUGGCCUUGGACAUUAUGGGAUCCCAGAAGACCCGCUUGUUGCUGAAGAGUAUUAUGCCGAUGCAUUUGAUUCCUGUUCUGAGGAGAGUGAGGAGCAGGAGGAAGAAAUGGUGUUCUCAGAAGCAGAGGGACAAAUGAGGGACAAGGGAGCCCCACCUGCUUACAGAACAAACCAACAGGACAGUGAUAUUGAAGCCCUGGUUGGGUGUUUGGAAAAUGUCCUGGGUUGCACCUCUCUAGAUCAGCUGUGCAGAAGCUAGGAACGGAAGUGUUUGAGGAGGUCUACAAUUACCUCAGGAGGGCAAGGCAUCAGAAGGCCUGUGAAGCAGAGAUCCGGGAGCACCUGGAGACGGUGGUUCCUCGAGCCAGCGACUGCUUUGAGGUUGACCAGCUCCUCUACUUUGAGGAGCAGCUGCUGA